Messenger RNA from Hibiscus syriacus, 388 nucleotides. RefSeq lists its product as uncharacterized. The transcript has 2 exons. The record is from RefSeq and is a predicted model, not a curated record. Lineage: Eukaryota; Viridiplantae; Streptophyta; Magnoliopsida; Malvales; Malvaceae. The coding region runs from base 33 to 356 and encodes 107 amino acids.
GAAAAUCAAAAGAAGAGAAAAAGGAAAAGAAAAUGUGGCGUAUAAUCGUGGUUUUGCGACGGAAUCUGCGGAACAUGAAGAAGAGUCCCCGAGUGGCCGAUGAAAACAUGUACGGAGGGGGAAGGAGUAACAACUUCGACGGUGUUAAUGGAGGUGCCGGCGGCGAGAUGCCGAUCAGUAUAAACGGGACAGGCUCAGGUGGAUACGGGAAUGGUCUUUCUUUAGUUUCUUCUUGCUUCUCGCAACCACGUGUUAAUGGAGUUGAUGGAGUUUGGGUGUCGACUGAGUUUGCUCAGAUAUCGGAGAUGAAUCAUUUUAUGGUCAGAGACAGCAUGCGUUAUGCAAUCUUAAUGUAAUCAAACAAAUACAGGAAACAGAUGUAAGUAGU